AUGUUGUUAUUUACCAAAACAUGCAUUCUUUUAGUUUUCAUUAGCAUAAAAAGGGUUUUUUCAGAGGAUAAAGAACUUUUAGAUCUUGUUCAAACAUUUUCUCCUCUGCAUGAUGGGGAUCCAUUACUUUCAUACAAAGUUACUACUGAAGAAUAUCAUCAUCAAUUAAGCAAAAAGAUACAUAAUUUAGAACUUGAACUAAAAAGUAAUAAAUAUUUAUAUUAUCUUGCAACUUUUUUAACUUCGAAUGAUUUUUAUAACAAUGACAAUUGCAUAAAAAAACUAGGAGAACUCUGCAUUAGUGAAGUAAAAAUACUGAAUAGUGAUAUUCCUCAUAUUUGUAGUAAUCCUCAAUCAAUAUGUACUUUAAGUACUCAAAUGCCUAGUGCGAUAAAAAAAAUUAAAGAUUAUUUGAAUAAAGAAAGAAAUUAUCAUGAUCAGUGUAGCAAACUACAAACGGAUUGUUUUUUCUUAGAACAAUAUGAUUCGACUGAUCUUUCUACAAAAUGCAAUGAGCUAAAAGAAUAUUGUUAUAAUAAGGCCCGUAUGGAAAUAGCAGAAACAAUUAUACAUAGAUUUUUGAAAGGGACACAUAAUAAAACAGCUUGUCUAAAAAGACUUAGAAACAAAUGUGUAUCAUUUAGUCAAAAAAGCCCAGAAUUACUCACUUUAUGUAUUGAUGGUCUUAAUGUUUGUGAAAAAUUUAUUUCAGAAAUUAAAAAAAACUGUCAAAGUCUUCAAACUCAAUUUUCGUCAGAACAAAAAAAAAUAUCAGAACAUAACUGUCUAAAUUGGUUAAAAAAAUGUCAUAAAAAUAUUUUGGACUGUCAACCUCUUUAUUCCGGAUGUCGUUUAUUUCAAACAAGUUGUGCAGAAAAAGGUUUUUUUUCUGAUUUUAACCGCAAUUAUAAUCAUAAUUUUCUUGAAUUAUCUAUUAAUAUUGACGAAGAUACAAUUCAAUAUAGCUAUGAACAUUUAAAUCAAUUAGGUAUCUAUGUUGAUAAAAUGCCAUCAUUUCCGAAUGAAGUAAUUACUAACAUUUUGAUUCAAAAUGUUAAUGCACAAACCAGUGAAUGCGAAGAAAAAUUAAAUAAAAAAUGCCCUUUAGCAGAUUAUUUAGAUAUUUUUAAAUCUAUAUGCAGUAAAGGAUCUAAAAAUAAUGAACAUGGUGCUUGCAUAAACAUAUAUAAUAAAAAUAAACAGCAUUUUGAAUCCUAUACAUUAGACUUUAUUGAUAAUAAUAUUUUGUCGAUUUCGCAAAAUUUUUUUUCAAAAGAAAAAUGUGCAAAAUACUUAUCACUAUGUUAUUUUUUUAAUAAAUACUUUGAUCAAGUUCGAAGUGGUUUAUGUGAAAAAAUACAGCUUACCUGUUAUCAAAUAGAUUUAGAAGCAGAAGCUUAUAUGACUUUAAUAAGGAAAUUAAAUGAAAAAAUAAAUCCAAUGGAUCCUUGGUCUUCAACUUUUAACGUGACUAAGAAUUGCAAAACGCGUCUUUCUCUAGUAUGUAAAAAAGCUAUGUAUCGCAAUUAUUAUGUACUAUAUAGAUGUCUACAUCUACAAGAAACGUGUCUAAAAUUAACAUCCCUUGUUGAUGAGAAAUGUAAUAAAUUAAGAGAGACUCUAAAAAAGAUGAAUACGUUUACACUUGCUUCUUGUAGAGAGCAAAGGAAAGAAUGCAGUAAUUUGAAAUUAUGUUCAGGAAAUACUAUAAGUUUAUGUCAAAACCUCGAAACAUAUUGCAGAAAUAUGGAUGAACUUGAUAAUCUGAAACUAGAAAUACUAAAAGAUAAUACUGUUUUUUUACAAAGUCAAUCUGUUUGUUUUCAUUAUCUCACGAACUUUUGUUUAGAAAACAGCUCAUCUUAUACUUAUGGGUGUACUAAUGCAUCAAAAACAUGUAGAGAAAUACUCAGCAACGUUGAGAAAGAUUGCAAAAAAUUAUUACGGCAUAUGAAUGAUUAUGAAAUACUCCUUAGUGGAGUAUCUUAUACUACAUAUAAUCGUUGUUCUCAUUUAAAACAUUAUUGUGUUUUAUAUAUAGGAGGUUGUCCUUUUUUGCGUGAUUUUUGUUCUAAGAUUACUGAAAAGUGUAAUUCUGUAUUAAAAAAAAAUAAGGAUCUCAAUGCAUUAGCUAAGAUACUUGGGAGGAUAUCUAGUGUUCCUGAAUGCGAAAAGAAAAUGAAAGAAUGUAAAAAAUCUACAAACCAAAAGGAAAAAAAACUAUGCAAUAGCUCUAUUCAAUGUGGAACUUUAAUAUCAUAUUUAGAAAAAAUCUGUGAUACACUCGCAUUAAAAGCAUUUGUAUAUUAUCAUACUAAAUCUAGUUCUAACACAGAGACAGAGUGUAAAAAACUAGAAUCUUUAUGUUCAUCUAUAGGGUCUUCUUGUACUGGGGUUAACGAUAGAGUUUCUUAUGUAUGCACUAAGCUUACUGUUAAAUGCAAGUCACCACAGCCACCGCCACCAGUACCACCACCGCCACUACCACAUCCACCACCGUCACCACCAAAGCCACAACCACAGCCACCAUCGCCACCAGAACCACUACCGCCACCACCACCGCCACCACCACCACCAAAACCACAACCGCUACCACCACCGCCACCACCAAAACCACAACCGCCAUCACCAAAGCCACAACCACAGCCACCAAAACCAUCAGAACCAGAUCCAUCAAGACCAAAGCCAAAACCAAAACCAAAACCAAAACCGACAAAUUCAACUACAAGCUUAACUACAAGUUUACCGACUGCAGAUUCAUCAACUGCGUCUCCGCCAACUACAUUGGAUACAGACACAUCUUCACGUACAUCUUCACAUACAUCAACUGCACAUACAUCAACAUCUACACGUUCAAGGCCUAGACCAACAAUAUCACCCGGUGGUGGGCGAGGAAAAGGAUAUGGAAUCAGAACACAAGGACUACAGAUAGUAGAAUUAAUUUGGACGACUAUAGGAAUAAUAUUAGGGCUAUGGAUAAUUAUUUAA
Messenger RNA from Pneumocystis jirovecii RU7, 2988 nucleotides. RefSeq lists its product as uncharacterized. The record is from RefSeq and is a predicted model, not a curated record. The coding region runs from base 1 to 2988 and encodes 995 amino acids. The transcript is spliced from 2 exons. NCBI's taxonomy places the organism in Eukaryota, Fungi, Ascomycota, Pneumocystomycetes, Pneumocystales, Pneumocystaceae.